AUGCUGCCCCUUUCCUUCCUGCUGGGCUGGGCGGCACUGUGGGCCAGCGCCAGGCUACUGCUGGGCCUUUCGCUACCUGCAGCUUCCCGUAGGCUUGCAUCCACCAGCAUCGAGAUCGAACUCGACUGGUGGAGAGCCACAGUGCGGGUGCACAGCGCCGAUGGCGGCCUGGCGGGGCGGCUGGCGGCCAGGCACCGCAGUGCGCUUCGCAAAUGGUUUGCCGUCGGCGCCGCAGCUGGCCUGCUGGCUGCAGCCUGCAGCGUGGCGCUCCUAGUCGGCGAGCUGAGAACGCUGCUGCGCGGUCUGCUGCCGGUACCGGCGGGCGCGGCAGCAGCAGGGGCGGCGGAAAGGGGUCCACGACUGCAGCUGGCGCUCCCGGGCGUGACGCUUCCCCUCAGCCACGCCGCACCACUGUGGCUGGCACUGGCGACCUCCCUGGCUGUGCACGAGGCGGGGCACGCACUGGCUGCCACCGCCGAGGGCGUGCAGGUCAGCGCCGCCGGUUUCAGCCUGGUGCUGAUGCUGCCGGCGGCAUUCGUGCAGCUGGACAGCAGCGACCUGGCGGCGCUCGGCAGGCACAGCAUGCUGCGCGUGGCCACCGCGGGCGCAUGGCACAACGCGGCGCUGGGGCUGGCCUGCUGGCCCGCGGCGCAGCUGCUGGCCCGCCUUUGGUGGGGGCCGCUGCGGCCCCUGCUCGCGCAGCUGCACCUGUUGCUGUCCUACACGCUGUCCCUCUCGGCAGCCCUGGCCCUGCUGAACAUGGCGCCGGUGCACUUCCUGGACGGCCAGCAAGCGCUGGAGGCGCUGCUGCUGCGGCCCCUCAAGCCUCAAGAGCUGCCGGAGCAGGCGGAGGCGCAGCAUGGCGGCAGCGACAGCAGCGUCGAUGGGGACAGCAUGGCACCCGCCAGUAACAGCAGCAAGGCCAGGGCUGUGCGCUGGAUCCUGCAUGCUGGGACCGGCCUGUAUGCUGCAGUGCUGAUGCUGCAUGUGCUGCGCAUGCAGUGA
Molecule: messenger RNA, 1005 nt
Organism: Chlorella variabilis
Lineage: Eukaryota; Viridiplantae; Chlorophyta; Trebouxiophyceae; Chlorellales; Chlorellaceae
Exons: 2
Coding region: 1-1005 (334 amino acids)
Biological process (GO): membrane protein intracellular domain proteolysis; regulation of response to endoplasmic reticulum stress
Cellular component (GO): membrane; cytoplasm
Molecular function (GO): metalloendopeptidase activity
Source: RefSeq, a predicted model, not a curated record